Molecule: messenger RNA, 627 nt
Organism: Oppiella nova
Lineage: Eukaryota; Metazoa; Arthropoda; Arachnida; Sarcoptiformes; Oppiidae
Source: the annotation of a GenBank genome assembly
ACGAUUCAGUUGCCAGUAUUGACCUCAUCGUCGACUACCGGUACCCCUAACGCUAACGACUCAGUGCUCAGCACCGGUAGCUCAACGACCAGCGAACAACCCCUCACACCUGAAACUCCCCGUAAGCCUACGAUGGGAGUGGCUAUGAUCGGCAAAAAACGCCGGCCCUCUCAGGUCAGCAGCGAUAAGUCGGACAUCGAGUGCGCUCUACAACAGUACUAUAGUGGCACUGGCAGUACACCGCCUACCGGUGCUUCCCUUACACCUAAUCCUACCGCUCGUGUGCCCCGAAGUACUGGUGGUUCCGACUAUACGACCGGUACGGACACGGAGGACGAGUGGGCCAACAUUGUUAGGACUAUCGAAGUGGCCGGUCGUACCCUUAACGCCACCCCUACCCCGGCUGAGAGCAAAGGCGCUGAUAGACAACUACCGGCGCGAUGUGAUGGGAACGGUAGUAAUGAUCCCAUAGAUGACGACAAGUUAUGCCAUUUAGUGCUCAGUUUGCGUUCACUUCAGCGAACACUUACGGUAGGUGUGGGUUGUAAGGGAAUGGGAGGGUUGCCCGACCAGCACCUGGAGUUCGACGCCAUCAACCAACUGCUCAAUCAGCCCAUCACUACCGGC